This is a messenger RNA of Abrus precatorius (Indian licorice), 1824 nucleotides long. RefSeq lists its product as uncharacterized. The transcript is spliced from 5 exons. The coding region runs from base 78 to 1247 and encodes 389 amino acids. Gene Ontology annotation, molecular function: lipid binding. The record is from RefSeq and is a predicted model, not a curated record. Lineage: Eukaryota; Viridiplantae; Streptophyta; Magnoliopsida; Fabales; Fabaceae.
UCGCGCCCAUAUCUUUUUCUGACUCAUCAAUACUUAUUUAUCUCCUCCUUUCCUUCUUCCCCCAAUUUCUGGUGCCUAUGGCUCUCUAUGAAAUCCCCACAAAUAUGGUUCUCCAGAUACUCCGUGACCUCGCCGUCUUUAUAACUCCGCUUUGGAUUGCGGUUAUCUUCGGCGUCGUUGUCGGUUGGGUCUGGAAACCCAAAUGGGCCAUCCACCCCAGGGACUGGUUCAACUUUCGCUUCCCUUGGUCGGGACACAAUUCCCACCCCCAAAACGACACCGCUUCUUUUUCCGCUUCGAGUGAGACUGGGAAAGAGUCUUCCAGUAAUGGUGUUGUGACGGAACAUGAUUUGCUUCACUUGUCCAAGCUGGUGGAGGAAAAGGACGGAGGCCCCGCGUGGAUUCAGAUGAUGGACCGUUCUACCCCUACCAUGACCUAUCAAGCAUGGCGUAGGGAUCCUGAGACUGGACCUCCUCAGUAUCGCAGCAGAACGGUGUUCGAAGAUGCGAGUCCCGAGUUGGUUAGGGAUUUCUUUUGGGACGAUGAGUUCAGGUUGAAAUGGGACGACAUGCUUAUUUAUGCUUCCACCAUUCAAGACUGUCCUAUCACUGGAACCAUGAUAGUGCACUGGGUCCGCAAGUUUCCCUUCUUUUGCAGUGAUAGAGAGUAUAUCAUAGGUCGCCGAAUUUGGGAUGCUGGACAAGCUUACUAUUGUGUAACCAAGGGCGUACCUUGCUCAUCCAUGCCAAGGCACAACAAACCUAAACGGGUUGAUCUAUAUUAUUCAAGCUGGUGUAUUCGUGCAGUUAAAUCAAGAAAAGAUGGCCAGCUGACUUCAUGUGAAGUGUUAUUGUUUCACCGCGAAGAUAUGGGCAUACCCUGGGAAAUUGCUAAGCUUGGAGUUCGACAGGGUAUGUGGGGAGCUGUCAAGAAGUUUGAUCCUGGACUACGGACAUAUCAGAAAGAAAGGGCUUCCGGUGCCCCAUUGUCACGCUGUGCAUAUGCUGCUAAAAUCAACACUAAAGUAUCUGUGGACUAUCUGAGGUCUCUGGAAAACACGACCAGUUACUUAUUGGAGAGUGAAAAUCAGGAUUCAUCUGACAAACCGGUUGGGAGGAGCAUACCUAAAAUUCUUAUUGUUGGUGGAGCCAUUGCCGUUGCCUGCACUCUUGACCAAGGAUUACUGACUAAGGCAGUUAUAUUUGGAGUAGCCCGAAGAUUUGCAAAAAUUGGAAGGAGAUUGUGACACAAUGCUUUUUGCUCUGAGAAAUUGCCAGCCGAUUCCUGCUGGCAGUAGAAUUAGAAACCAAUAUGUGACUUCUUGCUUUCGAGCAACUGUUUAUUCUGGGUCUUGUUAGCAGCCUUGGUUCAAGAGAAAUGGACGAAGGGUAUUAUUCUUUCACCAUUUGAGGCAGCUUUUAAAAGGAAAUAGGGACACUGUAUCUUUAAGUCAUUGAAGCUUAUCGUGCUGCAGGAAUAACAUCAAUAUUCAGGUUUUUCUAUAGUUUGUGCUUUUUACCGUUAGGCGCCGUUGCCCUCUCCGUUUUUACCCUUUUGUUUGAUUUGUAUAUCAUCUUUUUCUAGCCUUUAGAUUUUGAAAAAUACAUCGAACAAGAGAUGGUAGUUCUCAAAAUUUUGUGUUCUGUUUGACAUGUCUCUGUAGAUAAACAGAGAAGACUCUGCAGGGACUUGUGCCCGCCGGACAAUUCUAGUUUUAUUUAUCUAAUGAUGAUUGGAAAACAGGAUCAGUUAUAGAAUUACGAUCUACAAUUUUUCGGUUCAAAUAUUUGUUGUUAAGUUUAAUUCAAUAUAAAAGUAUGAAG